Trichoderma reesei QM6a is the source of this 932-nucleotide messenger RNA. RefSeq lists its product as uncharacterized. The record is from RefSeq and is a predicted model, not a curated record. Bases 1 to 807 code for a protein of 268 amino acids. The transcript is spliced from 3 exons. Lineage: Eukaryota; Fungi; Ascomycota; Sordariomycetes; Hypocreales; Hypocreaceae.
AUGCCAUAUCCUCAGGUUGUUCUCCUCGGAGACUCCUUGUUUGAGUUUGCGGCUUCCAGCCUGAGCGGUUUCUCGUUCCAGGCGGCUCUCCAAUCCAGGCUGAUACGACGCUUCGACGUGGUCAAUCGUGGCUUCUCAGGAUGGAACACGGAUAAUGUCGUCAAAUAUCUUCCCGAACUCUUCUUCGAGCCGUCCCCUUCAGCGCCCAAACUUGCAUAUCUGAUCAUUCUCUUGGGAGCAAAUGACGCAGUCCUGCCAAUGGAAACCACCUCGCAACAUGUUCCUCUUGACAGAUACAAGGAGAACUUGAACAAGAUUGUCAAUGAUGCUCGGAUACGAGCUCACAACCCCAAGAUUCUACUGGUUACUCCUCCCCCAGCAGACGAGAUCAAGCUUAAAGAUCUAGACAUUGCCCAGGGCCACGCCUCAGCCAUCCGAAGCUCGGCCGUAACAGCCUCAUACGCGGAAAAGGCCCGGGAGGUAGCGCGCGAAAACCCGGGCGUCGUUCUGAUUGACCUCUGGCAGGCCAUCAUGGGCGAAGCCAUUUCCAUGGCCCCGGGAGACUAUCAGCCUGGAGGUCCCUGGCUGGGGUCGUUUGAAAACGGCAAACAGGGGGGGCUGGACACGCUUCUGCCGGAUGGGCUUCACAUGGGCGGAGCGGGAUACAGGGUGUUCUUCGACGAGCUCAAGGCGCACAUUGGGCAGGAUAUCGUGCCUGAAGAGAGGGGAGACUACGUGCUGCCGGACUGGAGAGUGCUGAACCCUCCAAAGGUGAACCUGGUGCCAAAGCCAUUGUCUCUUGAGUAGAGUAUCUACACACCUACCCAGAAGGCUGGGCUAGGAUAGAUAUGUACGAGGUUAUGUGUAUAGAAGAGGUAGUAGAAGGUGUAUCAGAGGCGACAGAGUAGAGCAAUCCAACACUUAGUACCUAG